Lytechinus pictus (painted urchin) is the source of this 3127-nucleotide messenger RNA. Its product is annotated as flavin-containing monooxygenase 5-like. The coding region runs from base 357 to 2078 and encodes 573 amino acids. The record is from RefSeq and is a predicted model, not a curated record. The transcript is spliced from 9 exons. NCBI's taxonomy places the organism in Eukaryota, Metazoa, Echinodermata, Echinoidea, Temnopleuroida, Toxopneustidae. Gene Ontology annotation, molecular function: flavin adenine dinucleotide binding; N,N-dimethylaniline monooxygenase activity; NADP binding.
UUUCAGUGGAUGCAAUGAUGAUGAUAACGAUGGAUUCGUUGUGAGCGAUAGGACAACGGCCAAGAUAUCGAGGGUGGCGGAUUGUUUGAAAGAAGAGAAUCAGAACAAGACCACGAAGCGCACACCACUUCGUGGGGCUUACAUUGGACUCUCAUCCAUUUUCUUAAACCAAUCAUCCAUAUAUAGAUCCACCUAAUUAUCAUCACAACCACCACCACCAAUGCUACCAUCAUCAUCAUCAUUACCAUUAUCAUCAUCAUCAUCAUCAUCAUCAGCUCUUAUUUAAUGUUUGCUCGUAUUCGUUCACAAGAGGGCGUUAACAAAUUAGACGAUACGUGGUGAUUUAGGGCAUUAGCAUGAUCAAUCCAAGAUUAUCAUGCUUUGGAUUCGUUUUGCAGUCACCGUGGAUUGUACUCCCUCAUCAUAUUAGUAUACCCUGUUGCUCCGAUAUAUUGAAUGCAGAGCUGAUAAUGGAUAGAUUGAAGGUAGCGAUUAUCGGAGCUGGGGUCUCGGGUCUCGUUGCGGUGAAAACAUGUCUUGAGGAAGGCCUAGAACCGGUUUGCUUCGAAAAAGAACAUGAACUGGGUGGUUUAUGGGUGUAUCGUGACGAGGUAGGAUCCGACCCAAGAGGACCAGCCGGCAUCUACAAGGGUCUCAUCACCAAUGUAUCCAAAGAGAUGAUGGCUUUCAGCGACUUCUCAUUCCCUAGACACGCUCCGCCUUAUCUAACGUCUGACGAUGUUGUGCAGUAUCUACAAAGCUAUGCAGAGCAUUUUGAUCUGAUGAAACACGUCCAUUUCAAUACAUCAGUUGUAGAAGUGACGAAAUCCCAGGAUUAUGAAAAGACGGGGAGGUGGAAUGUGUGUACGCAGUCCCAAGGCGAAGAACCCAAGACAGAGAGUUUCGAUGCCGUGAUGAUGUGUUCGGGGAUAUAUACAUCGGGCAACAUACCAGACUACCCUGGGAUGAGUGGGUUCAAGGGUCAAAUACGACACAGUGGUCAGUUCAGAGGCGGGAAGGAGUUCAUGGAUAAGACCAUCGUGGUGGUGGGCUCUUGUCAUUCUGCGGGUGAUGUUGCAGUGCUGAGUACCAGUCACGCAAAGAAGGUUUAUCUGAGUUUACGGGAUGGUGCAUGGAUCGUACCCCGCCUUGUCGCCAAACAACCCGCCGACGUCUGGGCCAACCGACGGUGGAUACACCUGGUACCACCAUGGCUCUACGAACGUCUCGUCAAUCUCAACAUAAAGUCGAUGCAGGAUUGGAAGACGCUCGGCAUUCAGAAAAGUCUCCCUCCUUCCAACAGUAGCAUCAUGAUGAAUGAUGAACUCCCGAUGAAGAUCAUGAGUGGUAAAGUGGUGGUCCGGAGUGGGGUUGAACGGUUUGAAGGAUCCAAAGUGAUCUUUGAUGACGGGUCUUCGCUGGAGGAUGUUGACUAUGUUGUCUUCGCCACUGGGUAUAACCCUAAAAUUUAUAUGAAAGAUGAUGUCAUAUCAGGUAGUUCCAGCCAAUUAGAUUUGUACUUACAUGUCGUGCCGCCAAGACUUGAGCACCCAACGUUGGCCGCCAUUGGUUACGUCAUGACACGUGGAACACUAGGUCCAACAGCAGAACUGCAAAGUCGGUUUGCAGUGAAGAUGUUCAAGAAAGAGUUGCAACUACCGAGUGCUUCGGAGAUGCUUGCGGAUGUCAAGAGAAGGAGGGAUGCUGUGCUUCAGCAGUACAAUGAAGAUAAGCCGAAGAUCCAUCCGACGAAAUACAACGACGAGCUCGCUCAAGCAAUCGGAGCUCGACCAAGUUUCUGGAAUCUGUUGGUGUCGGAUCCCAAACUGGCUUACCGGUUCUUCUUUGGCCCGGCCUUCCCGUCGUGGUUCAGAUUGGUUGGUCCUCACUCGAAUCCCGAUGCGCGUCGGAGAAUACUACAGAGCGGAGAUGAUUUGAUACAUGGAAUCACAUUGAGAACGGUUCGUCCAAGAGCACUGUCGCGUUUGGAAGGAUUACAAGGAGGCAGGAUACUAUCGAUUAAACUUGUUGCUGUUUGUCUUUUCGUCUCAUCUUUAGCUGUUAUGUCUUGGUCAUAGUCCUGUAUGAUCGUUUAAUAGUGUUCCAUAUUAUUUUCGAAGAUCACGGGGUGAUCAUUAGAAGUUCUGAAAUGAACCACAAGAAACACUCCAGUUCGUAUGUCCGUCACAUUUUGUCACCUCGUUAGCACCGUAAAGCUGUCGGACUAUGGAGUCAUUACUGCAGCUGAGGAUUGUUCAGGGUUGUAUGAUGAUAUGAUCUUUUGGUUACGUUGCAAAGAGUAUAUUUUUACACGAAAACUAUGAAACGUAUUAAAUGUAUAUUUAGAAUACGUAUUGUCUAAACUGCCCAUCUAAUAAACCAGUUCGUAGAUACAACCUUGGCAUGUGCAGAUAAAAGUCAUUUGAUCUGAGCUUUUAUACUACAGAGAGUAAAGUGUUGUAGGAGGGCCUGUCAUAGCAACACAUUCCUGCAAAGUGGAUGCUCUGAACAUAGAGCAUAUAAAGUGCAGAUGAAUGUGAGCUGGCUGGCUUCUUCAGUGGUGUCCGUAGUUGAAACGUUGGAGGCAUAAAUUCGAAUACUCUACCGAAGCAAUGUACUGUUGUGUAUCCAUUACAUGAAGCUGUCUUGUUGAAUUAUGCACGACUUAACGCACAAAUGGAACAUGUUCUUAGGUGUUAAGUCAAUGUAUCAUUUAGCACAAGAAAGGGUCACCAGUCGUGCAUGCCUAAAGUCAUUCGAAAUUUAUGAACAGCUUUAUAAAAUAACCAUCGUAUAUUGAAAGCUGCCCUGACAUAGGUGUCUCAGGAAUGAUUUUAAUUUUCCACAUGAAUCAAAAGAGAAUUAAAAGCUAAGUAAAACCACCCGUGAGACAUCUUGGUUAGGCCUACUUUGUGUGUGACUGCUCUAAGUGCAAAACGAAAAAAUCUCUAAUAGGUCUAUGAUAGUUAUCAGAGGUAAUUUGGCACAGAGGCUAACCAUGGACUGGUCUAUUGGAGGUGGUGUAUUGAUAUUAUAUUAUUUUUACUCUACAGAGGUAUUUUUAAAUGAAUUUUUAUCGAUGUGCUUCUUAAAGGUCAUUAAGUGAAUAAAUUGUACUCUUAUCACA